AUGGCCAAUAACGAAAUCGCGAUUCACGGAUGGACUCCGGUUGUGAGGGAUCACAAGGCUCUAUUGGCCGGCAAGCCUUACAUCAAUAGGCCGACCGCCCUCCUGGUCAAGGACAUCCAGUUCCCAUCUGACGAUAUUGUUGCCAAGGUCCGGAAGCAUGCGAAAGAGAACUUGCCUGCUCCCACGUUCAACCACUCCAUGAGAGUAUUCUAUUUCGCCUCUGCGAUUCUAGAACAGCAGUUUCCAGACCUGGCCAAGUCGCUUUCCCGCUCGACGUUGGCCUUGACAGCUCUCCUCCAUGACAUCGGAACAACCCACGGCAAUCUGCGUGCGACUCAGCUGUCCUUCGAGUUCUACGGCGGAUACCUAGCACUAGACCUCGUAGGCAAACAGCUCGAGGCUCCAAAAUCUCAGGCAGAGGCUGUGGCCGAGGCCGUCAUCCGCCACCAAGACCUGGGGUCGACCGGCACCAUUACCUUCCUCGGCCAGCUGAUCCAGCUGGCGACCGUCUACGACAACAUGGGAGACAACCCGGAGAUCGUCCACCUGGAUACCAAGGUCGACGUCAACAAGGCCUUCCCGAGGCUCGGUUGGAGCAAGUGCUUCAGCGCGACGAUCCGCGAGGAGGUUGGCCUCAAGCCGUGGGCCCACACGACCCACCUGGAGGAGGACUUCCCUAUAGGAGUGGAAAACAACAAGCUGAUGGCUGAAUUUGAAUAA
Molecule: messenger RNA, 720 nt
Organism: Diaporthe citri
Lineage: Eukaryota; Fungi; Ascomycota; Sordariomycetes; Diaporthales; Diaporthaceae
Exons: 2
Coding region: 1-720 (239 amino acids)
Source: RefSeq, a predicted model, not a curated record